GCAGUUACUCACAUAUUUUAUAAAAGCACCGUUGAUUAUACUUAAUCACUGGCAACCAAGCCAACAUUAUAUAUAGUUUUUUCAUCGCCGAUACUCUAAUCACUUAAAUUGCCACCCUUCAAAAUGGCGUCGUCGAGCAGCUCGAACGAUCCCGGCUUGGAGCAACAUCAAAUCGAUUCAAAGAAUACUUUCGUCGACAUGCAAACUCAGCAGAGCCUACCGUAUCCGACCUUCAUGCGACCAAGUCCUUUCGCAUCAGGUCCUGUUCAACAGGAUUCUUUCUCUUCGGUUCAACGGGCUCUCGGAUAUAAUCCUUAUGGAGGUCCACAUAUGGGUACAAUGAGUAGUAUGGCUCCACCUCAUUCAGCUUACAGUCCUGUUACUGCUGGACACUUUGGAAUGCACGGACAUUAUCAAACUUCUCCACCACGAGACGAAGUUGAAAAUGGAGAAAAGAUGAGAUUAAAUGGAAAAGGAAAGAAAAUGAGAAAGCCUCGUACUAUUUAUUCCAGUUUACAAUUACAGCAAUUGAAUAGAAGAUUUCAAAGAACGCAAUACUUGGCGCUUCCUGAAAGAGCUGAAUUGGCAGCGUCACUCGGACUCACCCAAACUCAGGUUAAAAUCUGGUUUCAAAACCGACGUUCGAAAUUCAAGAAGAUUAUGAAACAAGGACAAUCAAACGGCCAAGCGCCGCCACAGCAGAGUCCAACCGGUCAAACUCACUGCGCGGACAAUGACGACGCAAAUGGCGUUGGAUUGGCAGACCCUUCCCCUCAACCAUCGUCUUGCACUCCCCCUGAAUCCUCUCAUACCCCAGUCAACCAACAGCAACACAUUACACAUCAAAAUAUUAAAUGUGAACCAGCAACUUGUCAGUCAGGCAUGAAUAGUAUGAUGCCAUCCCCGCAUCAUCCAGAUACACCUCCCAUGCAACCUCAACCCUGGGCUAAUGUGAACCUAAUGCAUCAUGAUAUGAGCCAGCAAUGCGGCAGCAAUAUGAGUAUUUCACCUCACCAUAUGAACGUUAGUAACGCAAAUGCUUAUAGUCAGUAUCAGUGGGGAUACGCACCGCCGUCUGGCGUUAUGACCAAUUAGAACUCUUGCUCGUUCCUUAUGUAUCUCUAAGUCAUACGUUCUUUAUUUUGCAUGUGCCUUAAGUGCCAAAAUGAUUUUUUUUUGUGUUUUCAACGAGCGACCGACUGGCUUGCUUCUGCUGCUGAGACUUUUAAAACUUAAUUGUCAUACAUUAAUGUAUAUGUAUAUAACCAACCAAAUUAUUGUUUAUCAGUGAAAUGAUGUCUGUUCUUUUGCAUGCUGCCUAAAUGUUGUGGUCAAAAAAAUUUGUAUUUAGUCUCUAUUCUAUUUAUGAAAACGCAUACAAUAUCUAUUGUAUGAAUAUAUACAGUAUGUAUAUAUUAGAAUGUGUACAUAUAUUUAAGUGUUACUACAGUCCUUAUAUAUAAAUAAAUGCUUACAGUAC
Molecule: messenger RNA, 1480 nt
Organism: Dimorphilus gyrociliatus
Lineage: Eukaryota; Metazoa; Annelida; Polychaeta; Dinophilidae
Source: the annotation of a GenBank genome assembly